GUCCCCGGAAGCCGCCGAAACUCUGGGGUAGAGUGGCACGCGCUUUUUGCUUUUCCGCGUCUUCUUCGGUGGCGAUCCUCGUCCUAGAAAGGGCGGUGGGCUCCACCUCGGCCUAGAAGGCCAGCGGGAGCCGUAGGAAGCCGUCGCGGGAAGCUCAGCAGAAUUGGAGUUGGAGCCCCCGGAUUGCGCUGACCCUGAGGUUAGUGGAAAAUGCUGUCUGAACGUGGCGGCACUGACUGGACCAAGAGACCACGUCCGAAACGGGAACCUGUGUAAAGGAAGUGUAGAGCUAGGAGCCAAGCGCCUUGGAAGCCCUUUCCGAGGAUGGCAAAGGAUCUGGGAAUGCUUCUCCAAAGAUACGUGGAUGGACGAAAUAGCUCUCAGACUCCCCAGUACAAUGACUCAAGCAGAAAUUAAGCUCUGUUCUUUGUUGCUGCAAGAGCAUUUUGGAGAGAUUGUAGAAAAAAUUGGAGUCCAUCUGAUAAGAACCGGCAGCCAGCCACUAAGAGUAAUUGCCCAUGACACAGGAACAUCACUGGAUCAGGUGAAGAAAGCCUUGUGUGUCCUCGUCCAACAUAACCUGGUGAGUUAUCAAGUGCACAAACGUGGUGUGGUGGAGUAUGAAGCCCAGUGCAGCCGGGUAUUGCGAAUGCUUAGAUAUCCCCGGUACAUCUAUACUACCAAAACUCUGUACAGUGACACUGGAGAGCUGAUUGUUGAGGAGCUUCUGUUGAACGGCAAACUGACAAUGUCAGCUGUUGUGAAGAAAGUGGCAGACCGGCUCACAGAGACCAUGGAGGAUGGCAAGACCAUGGACUAUGCUGAAGUAUCAAACACAUUUGUGCGACUGGCAGACACACACUUUGUACAACGCUGCCCUUCGGUACCUACCACUGAGAAUUCAGACCCUGGGCCACCACCACCUGCCCCCACACUUGUCAUUAAUGAAAAGGACAUGUACCUGGUUCCUAAACUCAGCUUGAUAGGGAAAGGUAAAAGGAGGAGAUCAUCUGAUGAAGAUGCUGCUGGGGAGCCCAAGGCCAAGAGACCAAAAUAUACUACAGAUAACAAGGAGCCCAUUCCAGAUGAUGGGAUUUAUUGGCAGGCCAACCUUGACAGAUUCCACCAACACUUCCGUGACCAAGCCAUUGUGAGCGCAGUUGCUAACAGGAUGGACCAGACAAGCAGCGAGAUUGUGCGAACCAUGCUCCGAAUGAGUGAGAUUACCACUUCCUCUAGUGCUCCCUUCACCCAGCCAUUGUCUUCCAAUGAGAUCUUCAGAUCCCUACCUGUUGGCUAUAACAUCUCUAAGCAAGUUCUUGAUCAGUAUCUCACUCUGCUGGCAGAUGAUCCACUAGAGUUUGUUGGAAAGUCUGGCGACAGUGGUGGAGGAAUGUAUGUCAUCAACCUCCAUAAGGCAUUAGCAUCCCUAGCCACAGCCACUCUGGAGUCCGUCGUACAGGAGAGAUUUGGGUCUCGCUGUGCUAGAAUAUUCCGUCUAGUUUUGCAGAAGAAACACAUAGAGCAGAAGCAAGUGGAAGACUUUGCAAUGAUUCCUGCAAAGGAGGCAAAGGAUAUGCUAUAUAAGAUGCUCUCAGAAAAUUUCAUGUCACUCCAGGAAAUUCCCAAAACACCAGACCAUGCCCCAUCCAGGACCUUCUAUUUAUAUACUGUGAACAUCCUGUCAGCUGCCCGAAUGUUGUUGCACAGGUGCUACAAGAGCAUAGCCAACUUGAUAGAAAGGAGGCAAUUUGAAACCAAAGAGAAUAAGCGUCUACUAGAAAAAUCUCAGAGGGUAGAAGCCAUCAUUGCAUCUAUGCAGGCUACUGGUGCAGAGGAAGCACAGUUACAAGAAAUAGAGGAGAUGAUCACAGCUCCUGAACGUCAGCAGCUAGAGACCCUGAAACGUAAUGUCAACAAGUUGGAUGCCAGUGAGAUCCAGGUGGACGAAACCAUCUUCCUGCUGGAGUCUUACAUUGAGUGCACCAUGAAGAGACAGUGAUCCAGAAGAAGCAUCUUCCUCAGAAGAUCUGGGGGGAUGGAAAGCAAAAUAAAGGAGGUGCCUGGAUGCAUUAUUUGCAGUGGGAUAAGUCGCAGAGUCUUCAACUAAACCCCCCUCUCUAUCCCCUGCAGCCCAGGAUACACCUGAAAGAAUUUGGCAUAUUUAGAUCCAUUGCUGUAGUCUCCCCUCAUCAAAUCUUGGCAGUGGGAAGAACCUUAAAUCAACAAGGUUAAUCAUCUUAUCAGAAGCAUCUGUUCCCAUAAAGAAGUUACCCACACCUAUGGUUACCUAUAUCCCUGGCAAUAGGAAACUUCCUAAGAAGUUAAUUUUAUUUUCA
This is a messenger RNA of Pan troglodytes (chimpanzee), 2339 nucleotides long. RefSeq names its product RNA polymerase III subunit C (gene POLR3C). Gene Ontology annotation, biological process: DNA-templated transcription. Gene Ontology annotation, cellular component: RNA polymerase III complex. The transcript has 15 exons. The record is from RefSeq and is a predicted model, not a curated record. The coding region runs from base 365 to 2002 and encodes 545 amino acids. NCBI's taxonomy places the organism in Eukaryota, Metazoa, Chordata, Mammalia, Primates, Hominidae. Gene Ontology annotation, molecular function: single-stranded DNA binding.